Molecule: messenger RNA, 1687 nt
Organism: Stereum hirsutum FP-91666 SS1
Lineage: Eukaryota; Fungi; Basidiomycota; Agaricomycetes; Russulales; Stereaceae
Exons: 4
Coding region: 125-745 (206 amino acids)
Source: RefSeq, a predicted model, not a curated record
CCCUUCACGCUCCUUGCUGCACGCUCGUCCUCGUCCUCCUCGCGACUUCCUCCUCUCGCGUCUUCCCUCAACCCAGCCCAGCUCAUCUACUGUCGUUGUUUGGACCAGAUCAAUCAUAGAAGCCAUGUUCUCCUUCUCCAAGCUCGCUGCUCUCGCGUUGGCCUCGGCCGCUGUUGUCUCUGCUUCUGAUAUCUACGUCCAAGUCGGCGGCAACACGUCCACCAACGCCUCCCUCGUCUUCCAGCCCCAGCUCAUCACCGCUGUCGAGGGUGAUAUCGUCUUCUUCAACUUCACCCAGGGCAACCACACGGUGACCCAGUCCACGUUCGCCUCUCCAUGUAUCGCUGCACACGAGACGAACAGCAGCAUUAACGGGUUCGACUCCGGUUUCCGCGACACCGUUAACGGAACUGCGGUCACCAUUCUCUCUGUACCUAUCACCGCCGAUAUCGCCAACCAGACCCUUUGGUUCUUCGACUACAACACCUGUGGUGAGGGUGGUGUUGGUGGUAUCAACCCCAACCAGAGCUCUUUGGAGACUUUGGCUGGGUUCGAGCGUAACGCCGAGCGUCUCAACGGCACCGCCAGCUCCUCGACCUCCGGCUCUCACUCCUCCACUCGUACCGCCUCCAGCUCCAGCUCGACGUCCUCUUCCACCUCGUCCGACUCUUCCGGCGCGGAGAAGAUGGUUGCCUUGGGAGCGUUGAGCAGCAUCCCGCUGUUCAUCGCCGGGCUCUUGCUUUAAACAUCCACCUCUCCCCCUCCUCACUAACGCCCAUCACUCUAUGGGAAGAUGAGAUGGGAGGACGGGAAGGGCUUGGGACUGGUCUGAGCUAGCCAGGACUUGGAGAUCACAUCCCCUCGCUCCCUCUGACGAACUCUCGACGAACAUUCCAGACUCACACACGUGCACACAGGUCUCUGGCCUUUUAUUCCCACUAAUUAUUUUUCCUCUUUUCUUCCCCUUUUCCCGACGUACUGGGUUUUGAGUCUCUACCUUUUUCUCUGGUUCGCUUGCUUGCUCCGAUCUGUCUUGACUCUGCUUGUUGUUUGUUAGUUGUUUGUACACAGUACAUUUUCGCUCUUUUUGGCUGCUCUCAAGUUGUUUGAUCCUUUGACUUGUGGCCCCCCCUGUUUGUGUUUUACUACCCCCCUCGACUGCUCUCCGACUACAUACAUACAUCGCCGCGUACCAUACAUACAAUACGCGCGCCUCCCUCCCCCCUCCUCGCCUUCAUCUCAAACCUCGCCUCCGUCCUGCUCCCGCGGCUGUCGUCCGAUUUCGCUUCCGCUGUGCAUAAUUUUCAUCGUGCAUUUCGAUCCAACUCCGUGCUCGAAACUGUCUCGGCGCUUUCUUUCUUCGUGUUUGUCGUUUGUUUUUUGAUAGGAGUCUAGGACGUGCGUUGGGGAGCGUGGGUAGGUGUGCGUAGAUCUUUUUGCGUGUUCGUUCGUUGUUGUCGUUGACGUGCGUUCCCUUCCUUCGAUCCACCCGUCCGUCCAUUGUGCGAGAUAAAUCGGCCUACUAGUACUGUCGUUGUUGUACAUACUUGCGAUGCACCGCUCGGUCCCAUGCCCAUGCCCGCGAUCCAAUCUAUGUUCGUGCUAUAGUAACGUACGGGGAUAGGUGUCUAUGGAUGGGAUGGGUGGUGUGUACGUACGAAUGGAUGGAUGAAUGAAUAUACCCUGC